GGGCCGAGCAGCGGGGCUGUCCCGGGCGGAGCACACCGCUCCUCCGCCCCCACAGCCAUGGCGGAACCCGUGGAUCCGCAGCAGCGCGCUGCUCCGCUGACGAAGCCCCCCACUCGCCGUUGCUUCCCCCUGCCCGCUGUUGAGCCGGUCCUCUUCCUGUCCACCCUGUCCAUGGCGCUGCAGGGCCCCCUGGCCACCCAGUACCUCUGGGACCGGCUGGGGGCUGAGCACGGCUACAGCGGCCACAACUCCAGUAGCUCCACAGGUUGUGGGAACAGCAGCGCCAGCGACCCUCUGCAGAAGGAGGUGGAAGCAUUGGUCUCCCACUGGAACCUCUACAUCAAUCUCGGAGGCUUCUUCACUGGGCUCUUCUCCGUCACGCUCUUUGGGCCAUGGAGUGACAGCGUGGGCCGCCGGCCGGCACUCAUCCUGUCAGCAGUGGGUAUGACCCUGCAAGCAGCCGUUUAUCUUCUUGUCAUGUACCUUCAGCUUCACGUCGCCUACUUUCUCCUGGGACGCAUUUUGAGCGGCCUGUGGGGAGACUACAACCUGAUCCUGGCCAGUUGCUUCGCCUACGUGGCCGACAUCACCGACAAACGCUCACGUACCUUCCGCGUCGCCAUCCUGGAGGCCUGCCUGGGCAUCGGGGGCAUGCUGGCCAGCAUCGGUGGGGGACAGUGGCGCAAAGCACAGGGGUACAUCAACCCCUUCUGGUUGGUGCUGUCUGCCAGUCUCGCUGCUGCUCUCUAUGCUGCUUUUUGUCUUCAGGAAUCAGUGAAGCAGCCCAAACCAGCCAAGCUGUUCACCCUCAGUCAUUACAAAGCUGUCUACAGGCUGUACACGGCCCCAGAAAACUUGAGCUCCAGGCGGGUGCUUGCUCUUUACUCCCUGGCUUUCUUUCUUCUUGUCACUGUACAUUUUGGAGCCAAGGACAUCUAUGUUUUGUAUGAGCUGGGCUCCCCUCUUUGCUGGGCUGCUGACCUCAUUGGGUACGGCUCAGCUGCCAACUACCUGGUGUACCUGAGCAGCCUGGGAGGGCUGCGGCUGCUUCAGCUCUGCCUUGAAGACACCUGGGUGGCAGAGAUAGGACUUCUCUCCAAUAUUUCUGGACUGAUUGUGAUUUCCUUUGCUACUACAACAGCACUAAUGUUUACAGGUUAUGGGAUUCUGUUCCUUUCCAUGGCAGCCACUCCAGUCAUCAGAUCCAAGCUCUCCAAAUUGGUCAGUGAGACAGAACAGGGUGCUCUCUUUGCUUCUAUUGCCUGUGUGCAAGGGAUGUGUUCACUUGCAUCUGCAGGAAUCUUCAACUCUCUCUACUCUGCCAGCUUACACUUCAUGAGGGGAUUCCCAUUUCUCUUUGGGGCAAUAAUUCUGCUUAUUCCAGCAGCUAUUCUUGGGUGGAUAGAAAUCUGGGACUCCAACCAUGACUACUUUCACUUCUCAGGUGCUUCCCCAUCCCCUGAAGAUACUCAGCAGCAACUUAGCAACAAGGAAUAAGCCAGCUUGUCAGUGUCCAUCUGAAGAAUACUCUUUAUUCUUCUCUUGAAAGACAGAUGGGAUGUGGGAGGAACAUCCUACUUGACCUUAAUGAUUUUUAAAUGCCAAAGAAUUGGAAAUCAUGUCUCUGACUACCAGAUGGAACUUGAUUUGCAGAUGUGAAGCUGUUGUGUUGGCUCAUCUCUCAGAGAAAACACAGGAGACCUAAAAGUAAAUAAAAAAUAAGAGCUAUU
Calypte anna (Anna's hummingbird) is the source of this 1730-nucleotide messenger RNA. RefSeq names its product solute carrier family 46 member 1 (gene SLC46A1). Bases 58 to 1497 code for a protein of 479 amino acids. Gene Ontology annotation, cellular component: plasma membrane. Gene Ontology annotation, molecular function: transmembrane transporter activity. NCBI's taxonomy places the organism in Eukaryota, Metazoa, Chordata, Aves, Apodiformes, Trochilidae. Gene Ontology annotation, biological process: transmembrane transport. The record is from RefSeq and is a predicted model, not a curated record. The transcript has 5 exons.